AUGUCAUCAUCUUCCUGCCGCUUUGGUAAUCAAUGCACGGAUAAAAACUGCAUGUCUAUUCAUCCGCAGCGUCAAACUCGUGGAGUAAAUCCAAAGCCGGACACGUACAUUGAAAAAUACAAAAGUCCUGAAUGUACUUUUACACAUACAAAACCAAAACGCAUUGACGAUACGAAUGAUAACGACGACGAGGGGUCAGACGAUUCCGAACAAUCAUCACGUUCAUUUUUAUCUGUCAGACAAGAUGAGCCAAUAUCACGUAUUCCGUGUUCUAACGGCUUAAAUUGUGAACGAAUAGGAUGCCCGUUCGAUCACUGCUCAAGUACUGUGCGAAUGUUAUCUCGACCACAGGAUAAAUCUGUACAUCGCGUAACAGAAUGCAGACAUGGAUCAGAAUGUACCAGAAAAGAUUGUUAUUUUAAUCAUCCAUCAAGCAGUGUACGAGCAGUGUCACGAACACGAGACGGUUCUACAACUCGAACAACAGAGUGUCGAAGGGGAUCAGCGUGUACUCGAGAACGCCCACGUAACGAGCCAGUAAGUGCACUAAAACCAACGACACUUGCGAGUGCUCUCAAACUACCAAUUGCUCGUCCAAACGUGACAGAGAAGGUGAUACGAGCUGAAAGAAAACAGAACACACACAUUCGACCAAUGACAACUGAUAGCUGGAGUCUUCGAUUGGGCACAGACGUCGAUGAUUUACUUCGAAAUCACGAUGAAUUGAUUAAAAACUGUCAGGAAAAGAGUGAAGAUCUUGAGCAAAAUCCGUUACUAGACGAGAUGAAAGCCCAACGUGAUGAGUUUUGUCGAGAAGCAAAUAAAAUCCAGGCGGAACUGAACAGUGGAAGGAACUUCGAGCAAACAAAUGCACGUUUGACGCGUGAAAUGCGCCGAUUACAAGCUCAUUUGCCUAUUUAUGCAAGACGUACAUCUAUACUGAAUGAAAUUAAGAAAAAUCAAGUGGUUGUCUUGAAGGCCGAUACAGGUUCCGGGAAAAGUACUCAGUUGAUUCAGUACAUUCACGACAGUGGUCUAGCAAAAAACGGUGAGGCACUCAUUCCCAUUUUGGAAAAAUAUGAGAUAAUAAAUAUUUUAGGUUACAUUGUAUGCACUCAGCCGAGAAAAUUGGCAUGUCGAACACUAGCAGCUCGUGUUGCAGAAGAAUAUGGUUGUCAAAUAGGCGAAGAAGUUGGAUAUCAAGUUGGAAAUAACCGAAAAUUAUUGACUUCAACAAUGAUGAGGUUUGUAACGGAUACUCUGUUUCUAAAUGAACAUAUCCGUGAUCCGCUUCUACAACAAUAUUCGAUUGUUAUUGUUGAUGAAGCACAUGAACGAAAAGUUGACACAGAUUUAGUAUUUGGAAUAAUGAAGCAAUGUUUACGACGAAGAAAAGAUUUGAAGUUAAUUGUCAUGUCAGCUACUCUGGACAUGUCACUGCUCAACACAUAUUUUUCGCCACAAUUCACUGUGAGUUUGAUCGAAGUUAGUGGGCGCACAUUUCCCAUCGAAGACGAAUAUCUUGACGAUGACCCUGAAAGUUAUGUUUUGACAGCUGUUGCCAAAGCAUUCGAGAUUCAUCAGAGUAAUCAACCGGGCGACAUCCUCGUCUUUCUCACCGGUCCCGAAGAAAUUGAUCAAGCCAUCAAUGAACUUAAACCAAAGUUGAUGAAAGAAUUCAAUCCAGCACGGGUGUUACCACUGCACGGAAAAUUAACAGAUGACAACAGUGCAAAAGUGUUCGAAAAAUGUCCGGAUGAGAGAAAAAUCAUUUUUUCGACAAAUGUUGCCGAGACAAGCGUAACAAUUGAUGGCGUUAAACACGUCAUUGAUUCGGGUAUGGUGAAAGAAAAAAUGUGGGAUGAGAAGAGGAAAAUGCAAAUACUCAAAAUUGGCUACGUUACUAAAAGCUCAGUGAAACAGCGACGAGGCAGAGCUGGUAGAACGUCAUCUGGAAAGUGCUACCAUUUGUAUACUUUGGAAACAUAUGAAUCGUUAGAAGAAUGUCCAUGUGCUGAAGUUUUAUGCACUCAACCGAGUAUGGCUGUGCUGAAACUGAAACGUUUAGGAAUCGAGAACGUUGAAACGUUCGAAUGGCUUGAAUCCCCCUCUAAGUUGAGUAUCCAAGAAGCCAUUCAGAGUCUGAAAUGGCUACAAGCACUAGAUGAGCGAACAGGAGAAUUAACUAACGUUGGUAGGCGAAUAGCCGACAUGGCCGUAAACCCAAUGUUGGCCACCAUGCUGCUCAAAGCAGAGCAAUUAGGCUGCCUGAAUCAUGCUCUCAUUCUUGGCGGAAUGUUGACUGUCACACAAAAUCUGUGGUGGCGAGGUAUCGAUGAUAAAUCAAGACAAUUAGCAACGGAAGCUCGAGCAAAGUUCAUCCAUAAACUGAGCGAUCAUUUGACACUUGUCAAUGUCUAUCUGAAAUGGAAUGCAGUUGACGACGUUGAACAACUUGAAUGGUGUAACGAGAAUUAUUUGAAUGCAAAAGCAAUG
Molecule: messenger RNA, 2496 nt
Organism: Didymodactylos carnosus
Lineage: Eukaryota; Metazoa; Rotifera; Eurotatoria; Philodinida; Philodinidae
Source: the annotation of a GenBank genome assembly